Molecule: messenger RNA, 1692 nt
Organism: Glarea lozoyensis ATCC 20868
Lineage: Eukaryota; Fungi; Ascomycota; Leotiomycetes; Helotiales; Helotiaceae
Exons: 1
Coding region: 1-1692 (563 amino acids)
Molecular function (GO): protein binding
Source: RefSeq, a predicted model, not a curated record
AUGGUUUCGACUUCGACACCUUCGCUAGAACAAUGGUUUAUCAAGUCUCUUGCGACCGCGGGUCUUUGUAAUAAACACAACACAAAGUCUCAGGCCCCGAACAAUCCCUUUUCCUGUCGUCGAUUACAUAUUUCAGCUAGGAAAGCCCAUUUAAACCCCCUUACCUUUCGACGACAGCAUUCAACACAAGUGGUGGUGAAGCAGAGCAAUUAUGAUAAUGACGAAGAUUAUUGGGACAGCCAGUCAACCCGGACAAAGGAAGAGCUUUUGCAGUUGGUAGACCAGUACGCAGGAAAUUCACAUGCGAUCGAAUUGCCUUUGGUUGAGCUUCCAGUCCUAGACCAGUCACAACAAACAGCAACUUCAACGACAGCUGGUCAGGUGGAGGAUGAAUGGCCGCCCCCGAAUUACGUUCGGCCAACCAAGUCCACACACACGACCAAACUUAAGGAGUUACAGUCGCUGAUUCGCAAUAAGGAGUCAGAUCCUGACUUGAUAUAUCAAAAAUAUAGAGAGCUUCCAGGCCAAAGAGCUACUUAUCUAGCUCCAAAGCUGAGACAUGAAUUUCUCCGACGCUUAUACACUAUCGAGAAAAAGGAUGAAAACUCUAUGCUGAGAUAUCUGUCGGUUGUUGAUGACAUGAAGAAUGCCGCAAUACCUUUGACGACUAUCGAAUGGAACAGCGCCAUAUCUUUUGCAGCACGAUACGUGGUGAAAUCUACAGAGGUCGAGGUUGAGGCAGCCUUAUACAUGUGGCAAGAAAUGGAACAAGUCGCUGGUGUACCGGCCAGUGAUGUUACUUUUAACAUUCUUUUCGAUGUCGCGUGUAAAGCCGGCAAGUUUGCCCUGGCGGAGAUGAUCUAUAAAGAGAUGGGAAAACGAGGGAUUCGUUACACUCGCUUCCAUCAUGUAAGCUUGAUUCAUUACUAUGGCCUGCAGAGGAAUGGAGAUGGUGCACGCGCGGCAUAUAACCAGUUGGUCGAGGCUGGUGAGAUCGUUGACACUGUCGUGUUGAAUGCGAUGAUAGCAGCCCUCAUCUCCUCGUAUGAAACCAAUGCCGCAGAGAACACAUACGAGCGGAUGAAGCGGAUGCAUAAUGAUCAAGCUGUUCCGCGGCUGCCUCCGAAGGAUUACCUUUCGCAGCGAGCUAUCACUCGAUCUUUGAAACGAAUGGCGAUCAUCGGUAAAGACAAUCCCACUUUGAAGGAAAGUUUUCAAAAGAGGUCCAUUGUUGCGCCCGAUCUCCAUACCUACCGGAUUCUAGUCAAUCACUAUUCAAUUCAAGCUGGGGAGCUUGGUAAAGUUGCCAUGUUGCUGGAAGAAAUGAAAUUUUACGGGCUUCCCGUUCACGGCGCUAUGUUUCUUGCCCUAUUCAAAGGCUUUGCUAUUCAUGGUGGCAUUCGGUACACCGACUGGACAUCAGCUCGCUUAGAAAAGGUCUGGUCGGCUUUUCUUUCUAUCCUAGAUGAACAGCAGUCAAACCUACAUGUCUCACGUUGGAUGGCGGCCUGGGCGUUGAGAGCUUUUUCGAAGUGUUCGGGGGAGGACAGAACUCUCAUGGCAUGGAAAGAAAUCAGAAUUCGAUGGCAGCCUAAUGAGAUGGAAAUAUCCUUUGUUAUGGAGCAUUUGAAAAGGCUCAUCAAAGAAAGAGAGACUAUUGAUCGACAUGAUUCGUGGAUACUAGGUGCGUAG